Molecule: messenger RNA, 381 nt
Organism: Acaromyces ingoldii
Lineage: Eukaryota; Fungi; Basidiomycota; Exobasidiomycetes; Exobasidiales; Cryptobasidiaceae
Exons: 4
Coding region: 1-381 (126 amino acids)
Source: RefSeq, a predicted model, not a curated record
AUGGCAACUUUGCAUCCUCGGGUGAUUCUCGUCUACAAUGCCGACGGAACGACGCUGGGCAAGCUCAGAUAUGGCUACAAGAAGCUGUUCGGUCAGCGAAGCGAAGGGGAGAGCGCAUGCGGCAACUGCGAGGUGACGCACGGCGGGCUCCGCCUCACCGAGACAGACGCCUGGCGGGACGCGAAGAAGACAAUGGAGUCGUCAAUGGGCCUAGUCGUCCAGCAACUGCACCGCGAUGAGCUCGACGAAAGGAUGCGCAAGAUCGUCGAAACGACGAGGCUGCCUACCGUGCUUUACGACGAUGGUACAAAGAUGGAAGAGAUCAGCAGCGGGAGCAAACAAAGGCUCAAAACAUGGUGGACGCCAUUGAGAGGGCCUUGA